Daldinia caldariorum is the source of this 1436-nucleotide messenger RNA. RefSeq names its product S-adenosyl-L-methionine-dependent methyltransferase. Bases 119 to 1276 code for a protein of 385 amino acids. The transcript has 9 exons. Gene Ontology annotation, molecular function: methyltransferase activity. NCBI's taxonomy places the organism in Eukaryota, Fungi, Ascomycota, Sordariomycetes, Xylariales, Hypoxylaceae. The record is from RefSeq and is a predicted model, not a curated record.
CAACUUUCCCGUUUCAAUCUUCAACUUUUAAUGAUUACCUCAUAGGGAUAUAUAUAUAGCUCUCCGUCCUAGCCACAGGCCUACGUCCCGACUGGUUCAUCUAGGUACCUUAGGCGAUAUGACAUCGCGUCCAUCGGCAGCAGCCGAUAGACAACGGGCAGCCGAAACCACCUCACCCGAGCCCGUUCCGAAUCUAGUCGGCCCGCCAUCGUCCAGCUCUUCGGCUACCGACGUCGACUCAUACUGGACAUUCUCACAGGAUAGUGACUACGAUGAUGAUAGAGACUCGUCGCUGGGCGAGGACGACUCGAGUUCAACCGCUUCGUUAUCGAGUAGUAUAUUAGAAUACCGCACAAUCCACGGGCGAACGUAUCACAGUAAGAGUUGGGGCGACGCCGACUAUUGGACACCUAACGAUGCGAGACAAGCAAACUCUAUGGAUCUAACUCACCAUACGCUCACAUUACUACUAAACGGCAAGAUCUUUCUAGCUCCUAUUGGCGACGACCCUAGAAAAGUCCUAGAUAUCGGAUGCGGAACAGGAAUAUGGGCAAUCGACUUCGCAGACAUCUUCCCCAAAUGCGAAGUAAUCGGCACCGACAUAUCGCCCACGCAACCCUCCUGGGUCCCGGGGAACCUCCGCUUCGAGAUGGACGACUUCAACCAGACCCCGUGGACCUUCGCCCCGGGGACCUUCGACUUCGUACACAUGCGGUACCUGUGCGGCGGCGUCCUCGACUGGGACGCCCUGUACGCCGAGGCCUUCCGGGCCGUGCGCCCGGGGACCGGCUGGGUCGAGACGUGCGAGCCCGCGCUGCGGAUCCGCAGCGACGACGGGAGCAUCUGCGAGGGCGACGGGUCGGCGCUCGCGGCGUGGGGGCCCCUUUUUGAGGAAGGCGCGAGAAGGUACGGGAACAGGGUUCCGGGUAGCGCGAACUCGCGGCCCUCGAGGCCUAUGAAUGCCGUCGAGGACGGCACGCUCGAGCGCGCAUUUAGGAACGCGGGAUUCGUCGAUGUCGUUAUUCAGACGUUUAAGUGCCCGCUAACGCCAAACUCGAAUGAUCCGCACUUGUGUGAGGUAGGGCUAUAUGCGCAAGCUACGAUGGAGGAGGGCAUGGAGGGCUUUUUACUCUACCUUUUCACGCAAGGCCUGGGCUGGACCCAUGAGCAAGUUAUCCUCUAUCUAAGCCACGUACGUAAGGAGCUGCGCGACAGGCGGAAAUCACCGUAUGCACUAGUUCAGAUUAUAUACGGUCGGAGGCCUGAGAAUAGCUAAUCGACAGUCUUCGCCUUUAAGGACAGUCAGGAGAGGACAGGUGGUAUGCGUAAUAUGUUGUUGGCUAUUCGGUACCUAUUCUUGUUUAUGUAGAUAUUUAGACGUGUUGAUAAUACAGAUCGAAGGGAAACGCGCGGGGUUACUUAAGUCCAAGUAGGCU